GAGAGAGGGGGGGAAAGAGAGAGAGAAGGAGAGGGAAGAAGAAGGAGAAGAGGUAGGGAGAUUGAGCGGGAACGAGUGUUUGGUGUGCGGGGCUCUGUUCGCCUCCCAGGAGAAGCUGCGGGUCCACGCCUUGAGUCACACAGGAGAGAAACCCUUCCACUGCUCACAGCCACACUGUCCCAAGGCCUUCAGCUCCAAGUACAAACUCUUCAGGCAUAUGGCCACACACUCUCCACAGAAGACCCAUCAGUGCUCAUUCUGUGAGAAAAUGUUCCACCGCAAAGACCACCUCAAAAACCACCUGCAGACCCAUGACCCCAACAAGGAGGCCUUUAAAUGUGAGGAGUGUGGGAAGCACUACAACACCAAGCUGGGAUAUAAGCGCCAUGUGGCCAUGCACUCUGCCACAGCAGGGGAUCUCACCUGCAAAGUGUGCAUGCAGAGCUAUGAGAGUACACCUGUCCUCCUGGAGCACCUCAAGAGCCACUCUGGGAAGUCUUCGGGUGGUGCCAAGGAGAAAAAACACCCGUGCGACCACUGUGACCGUCGUUUCUACACACGGAAGGAUGUGAGACGGCACAUGGUGGUCCACACGGGCCGAAAGGACUUCCUGUGCCAGUACUGUGCCCAGCGCUUCGGCAGGAAGGACCACCUGACACGGCACGUGAAGAAGAGCCACUCACAGGAGCUGCUGAAGAUCAAGACGGAGCCUCCGGAUAUGUUAGGUCUUUUAGCUUCUGGAUCCCCACCUUGCUCUGUGAAAGAGGAGCUCAGCCCCAUGAUGUGCGGCAUGGGUCCCAACAAAGACCCCAUGAUGGGCAAACCUUUCCCUAGUGGGGCCCCCUUUCCAAUGGGCAUGUACAACCCCCACCAUCUCCAGGCGAUGUCCAAUACUGGGGUGGGUCACCCACACCCGUCCCUAAUGCCCAGUUCCUUGUCUGCAGCUAUGGGCAUGGGCUGUCACAUGGAAUCCCCUGGAUCUCUUCACCCACACUCCCAUCACCACCACCAUCAUCACCACCAUCACCACCAUCACCAUUCCCCUCCACUGCCCCCCCACCACCAGCCUCCGGCUCCCCAGCAGCAGCACCAGCCCCAGCCAGCCCCCAAAUACCAGCUGGGAUCUACCUCAUACCUGCUGGACAAGCCCUUGAAAGUGGAGAUGGAGAGCUUCCUCAUGGAUCUGCAGAGUGGCUUGCCAGGCCCGGUUCCCUCUGCAGAACCCCACGCUGCUGCCUCACCCCCCAAGGACGGACUGGAGCCCACCUCGGGCCUGACGGAUGAGCUUUGCGGGGAUCCCCUCCUGUCCAAGAGCCCUGCGGUGAUCGCUGAGUCUCUGUGUGCUGCUAACAUGGACUUCUCCCACCUGCUGGGGUUCCUGCCCCUCAACCUGCCUCCCUACAGUGCCCCCAUGAGCACAGGAGGGCUGGUGAUGGGCUACACCUCAUCUGCGACCUCCUCUUCUUCUUCCUCUUCCUCUUCCUCAUCUCUGCACGCUGCCGAGCCCCAUGCCGCAGCAGUUGCCGCGGCAGCAGCUGCCGUUGCCACAGCACCUCUUACCUCUUUGCAACCGCAACCUCAGGAGCAGCAGAGCUCCAGUGGGGGUCUGGGCCUUGGACCCCUGCACCCCCUCCCCCCAGUGUUCAGCUCCAGCCUUAGUACCACCACACUGCCUCGCUUCCACCAGGCCUUCCAGUGAGAGAGCCGGCCCUUGGACCAGCCCUGCCCAGCCAAGAUGGCCUCCACGCCCGCCUCAGCUCAGCUCAGCUCAGCAUGGAUAUUUCGGGCUGUGGUUCUUUACAGAGCCUGAUCAAAAAGUUGGAGAAUUAGAAUAAAUAAACACACAAAUGAACACUUAGAAGCCUUAAAUGAAAGCGCACAAAAGCUUUUGAUUGAGCCUUAAAAGGAAGUUAAACCCCUUUGAGCAAAAAGGAAAAGGUGAGAAAAGAAGUUGAAGCAGCUUUUAUUUGGGCUUUUUUUUCCUAUCCUAUAGUUAUAACAAUGUAUUAACCCUUCUUUUUUAAUUUACAUAUACUUCCCCUUUUAUCCCCCUUCCAUCCCAUAUUUAGUAGUAUAGAGGGCAGGAUCAGUAGGCCAAAAGGCGUGGUACUGCAUUGUUUCUAAUGUUAUAAUUUAAAAAAAAAAAACCAAGAUAAUUUUUAGUGAAGAUUGUCUGUCUUGUUGUGACCCAGAAAAAAUAUAGUUUGAAGUGGAUAUUUUGUUUUACUUUAUUUUUCUUUUCCAAAUGUAAGAACAUGGUAGAAUGUGUCUCAUCUUGAGUUUUGAACCACCCACUCUAAUAACCUAAACUGUCAUGAUAAGUAUAGAGAGGAGAGAGAUCAGUGAAGGAAUGAAGAGAGGUAGACAUUGAGUCAACAAUUGAACCUUAACGUCAAAAUCCUCCUAUAAACAGCUAGGCUAGAGCCACAAAAGCGACCCCUGCCUCUAAAAAAAGUGCUCUUCAAACAAGAAAAAAAUU
Molecule: messenger RNA, 2479 nt
Organism: Xiphias gladius (swordfish)
Lineage: Eukaryota; Metazoa; Chordata; Actinopteri; Istiophoriformes; Xiphiidae
Gene: plagl2
Product: pleiomorphic adenoma gene-like 2
Exons: 2
Coding region: 218-1699 (493 amino acids)
Biological process (GO): regulation of transcription by RNA polymerase II; cell fate commitment
Cellular component (GO): cytoplasm; nucleus
Molecular function (GO): histone deacetylase binding; RNA polymerase II cis-regulatory region sequence-specific DNA binding; DNA-binding transcription factor activity
Source: RefSeq, a predicted model, not a curated record